Aricia agestis (brown argus) is the source of this 4512-nucleotide messenger RNA. It is a transcript of the gene Dap160, whose product is annotated as intersectin-1. Gene Ontology annotation, molecular function: molecular adaptor activity; calcium ion binding; protein binding. Gene Ontology annotation, biological process: clathrin-dependent synaptic vesicle endocytosis; endosomal transport. The transcript has 28 exons. Bases 202 to 3858 code for a protein of 1218 amino acids. Gene Ontology annotation, cellular component: presynaptic membrane; cytoplasm; clathrin-coated pit. NCBI's taxonomy places the organism in Eukaryota, Metazoa, Arthropoda, Insecta, Lepidoptera, Lycaenidae. The record is from RefSeq and is a predicted model, not a curated record.
AACUUUGACAGCCACAGCGUGACAAUCAUGAAUUGUCAACAAAUCAAAACCGUCAAUAGUGCGUCAAAAGUUGUAUCUAGAAAUCCAGGAAUCGAUCAAUACUUUCGUUUUAACGUUUUGUUAAGUGUUAUAAAACUCCUCUUCAUAUUCUAUCCAAGUCAGAAGAAAGUCGUCACCAACGAGGAGUAAUAAACGUAUAAAAUGGCAGCUGACCCGUGGGUUAUCCAGCCCCACGAGCAUGUGAAGUUUGCGGAGCACUUUCGUAACCUCGGCCCCAUCAACGGCCACCUCACUGGGGAGCAGGCCAAGAGGUUCAUGCUGCAGUCACAACUGCCUCCCCCUAUUCUGGGUCAAAUCUGGUCCCUGGCUGACACCAAUGCUGACGGCAAGCUUGACCUGAAGGAAUUCUCUAUUGCCUGCAAGAUAAUCAACCUCAAGCUCCAUGGUAUCGAAAUACCGAAGGCGUUACCGCCAUCGCUACUGGCAUCGCUCAGCCCUACAGGUGCAAAGCAACAGUUCCCACCACCGAAACCACCAAUCCCACCCAUGCCCAACAUGUCCCAACCACUAAUCGGUGGUCUACCUCAGUCUAACCAGUCCCUGCUCGGAGACUUUAACGGUCAGCCGUCCAUCCCCGCCAAGCCGGCCCCACCAACUGUCCCCGACCUCAUCUCCGGCGUGAAACCUGCUCAACCAUUGAUGAGUCAAUUCAACCAGCCAAUGGGUGCUCCAGUGCAGCCUAUGAUGCAGCCGCCAUUGGCAACGGCUCAACCGGUCAUACCAAACCUGCCAAUGCAGAGUAGACCUCUGGUUGGCGCCCAACCGCUAGUCGGAUUGGCUCAACCGUUAACUACGCAACCACUCAUGAACCAGACCCCUCUGUUGGCCCAAAACAUAAUGGGAUCUCAGGCGCCUCCGGUUCCGAUCAACGGAAUUGCAGCUGAACCGCUAAUCAGUACGGCACCGCAACCACAGAAUCUGAUUAAUACGUCGCCACCUUCACAACCUUUAAUCGCUACCUCCCAACCACUACCUAGUCAACCACUGAUGUCCAGUGAGCCACUGAUCGGCAUGGGUCAGACGUCCCCGCCUCAGCAGCCUCUCGUAGGUCCUACGCCCCUGGUCCCGAGCUCGCAGCCGCAGCCAACCCAACCCACUGGUCUGUCCAGUCCACCGAAGCCAACAGCGGUGACCACGACCGCCAGCCAGCCUGUCACCUCUACGCCGAUCACUGCCGUCAAGAGCGAUUCGUUCUCUAAGCCUGGGUCUCUGAUGGGUUCGUUGGUGAGCAGCCCCACGGAGCCGAUGGGUGUGGUCAGCCCGCCCCCCGGCGCCGAUUGGGCCAUCCCGCAGCCGCAGAAACUCAAGUACACGCAACUAUUCAACGCGACGGAUCGCUCGAAGUCCGGUUCUGUAUCCGGUGCCCAGGCGCGCGCCAUCAUGCUGCAGUCGCGGCUGCCGCAGCCGGCGCUGGCCCAGAUCUGGGCGCUGUCGGACCUGGACGCGGACGGCAAGCUGGGCUGCGAGGAGUUCGUGCUGGCCAUGUACCUGUGCGAGCGCGCGGCGCACGGCGAGCCCGUGCCCGCUAAGCUGCCGCCGGAUCUGGUCCCGCCCACUUUCAGGGCCCGUCGUCGCGAGUCAGUCACCAGUUCUGGCAGCACGCGGUCGUACGAGGAGCGGCGGCGAGAGAACCUCGCGCGCGGUCAGGCUGAGCUCGAGCGCCGCCGCGACCAGCUCGCUACGCAGCAGAUACAUGAAAAGGAGGAAGAGAUGGAGAGAGAGCGGAAAGAGCGAGAAGAAGCGGAGAAGAAGGAGAAGCUGCGACUGGAGGCGCAGAAGAAGGAGCAGGAGGAACAGAUGAGAAAACAGAAGGAGGAACAGGAAAAGCGAGAGGCAGCUCGUAAAGAGAUGGAGAGGCAGUGCCAACUUGAGUGGGAGAAGAAGAGAACUCGUGAACUAGAAGCUAUGCGUGCUGAAGAGCAGAGCAAGGUUUUGAGCCUAAAAGCGCGUAGCCAGGCGCUGGCCGCCGAGCUCGGCACCGUCACCACGCGAGCUGGCAACCUCGCCAAGGAGAUCAGAGACACGCGUACAGCUGUCGCCGCCGCUAAAUGCACCAUCGACUCUAUGAGGUCUGACCGUGACGCGAGUAUGGCGGAGAUGUCGCAGCUGAAGGCCAAGGUGAAGGAGCUGAACGCCAAGCAGAUUUCCCUCAACAAGGAGAAGGCGGAGCUCGAUGCCAAGGCGAAGGCGUCCGAAGGUGCGGGUGAGGACGGCAAGCUCAGCAUGAUGGAGGUCACACUCAAACAGCUGCGGGAUAAGGUGGACGCAGCCAAAGCCAUCGUGGAAAGCAAGAAGAGCGACCUGGAGUCCAACAAAUCGCAGCUGGCGGAGCUGUCGGAGACAGUGGCCAAGCUCAGCGAGCGGUGCGAGGUGGUGUGGAAGCUGUACGAGCAGCGACGAGACGAGUACGUCCAGAGCCGCUCCACCGCGCCCGCUGAUCAGUGGCCCGCAGAGGCGGACUGGGGCACAUCGGAUGCGGCGUGGAGCGAGCCCGCCGCGGACACGUGGGGCGACGCGCCCGCAGCCAGCGCGACGGAGGCGGUGCCCGCUGCGGCGAGUGUGGGCGGGGCGGGGGCGGGGGCGGCGCCGCGCUGGCGCUGCGUGUACGAGUUCACGGCGCGCACGCAGGACGAGCUCAGCCUGCAGCCCGGCGACCUGGUGAGCGAGGCGCCAACACCACGCGGCGACGCCGAGCCAGGAUGGGCGUGGGGCACUGCCAGAGGUCAGUCCGGCUGGUUCCCGGAGUCAUACGUGGAGGACCUGACGGCGGUGGCCUACACCGACGCCGUGGAAACUAUAGAAACUAAGACGCAACUAGAAGCUGUGGUUGACAAUGCUCUGACUCCACCGGGUAUCGCAGAGGUACCGGAAGCGGAAAUCGCCAGCGACCUCGGUGGUGCGAUGCCCGCUGUUGAGGGCGGCGACUUCUACAUAGCGGCGUACCCGUACGCGUCGGGCGAGGCGGGUGACCUGACGUUCGAGGCGGGCGAGCGCAUCGAGGUGAUGCGGCGGGACGGCGACUGGUGGACCGGCAGGAUCGGCAGCAGAACCGGCAUAUUCCCAUCCAACUACGUGACGAAGGACGCGACGGCCGGCACGGACGUCAUGUCCGCCAUCCCGGAGACCCGCGAGCCGGAGCCGCAGCCCGAGCCGCAGCCGGAACCCCAGCCGGCACCGCAGCCCGUGCAGCCCGAGCCGGAGAUCAAGCCGGAGCCUGUACAGGAGCAGAAAUCAUCAACGCCAGUGUCAUCGGAAGUAGCAGCGAUAACGGAAAGCGCGGCGACGGCGGCGGCGGGCGGGCGACCCGCUUCCGCCGCGCGGCGAGACAGCGGGCGGGACUCUGCCGCCGGCCGCCGCAAGCACGAGGUCGCGCAGGCGCUCGCCAACUACACCGCCACCAGUCCCGAGCAACUCUCCCUGGUGAAGGGUCAGCUGCUGGUGGUGCGCAAGAAGGCGGACAGCGGGUGGUGGGAGGGCGAGCUGCAGGCGAAGGGCCGUAAUAGACAGUCCGGCUGGUUCCCCGCCAGCUAUGUUAAGGUUCUACAAUCCUCCGGCCGCACCUCCGGUAGGACGACCCCCGUCAUGUCCAAGAUGGACACCGUGCCCACAGAAACUGUCAUCGAUAAGGUGAUCGCGCUGUACCCGUACACGGCGCAGAACGCGGACGAGCUGAGCUUCGAGAAGGACGACAUCAUCGCCGUCACUGACCGCAGCCAGGACCCCGCCUGGUGGCAGGGUGAGCUGAGAGGCAUGACAGGCCUAUUCCCCAGCAACUACGUCACUAAACUUGUCAACUAAUUUUAAGCUCACCGUCAUAAUAUUGUUGUUGAUCAAACUUUACACUAUGUAGACCAGACGGUUAUACUUAUGUGAUUAAGAUAGUAUGCUAAAAGCUUUUCAAACUAUACUAAGCUUAUAGAUUGUGAAAAGCUGUUGAAAUCGAAAUCAUGUGCUUCAUAGGAUAAUGGCACUUUUUAGUGAUGGUAUAACACUAAUUAAUAAAGUAGAUUUUUUGCUUUGUUGCGUCUACUUUAGAACUUGUGAUUGUAUUACAUAAUACAUUGUUAUGACCAAAGAUAGUCAUUCCUUAAUGUGUUUUUAUCUUAUAGUGAAUUAAAAGACAUUGACUAUGGUAUUAUAUAUAUAAAAAAUAUAUUAGUACCAAGCCGCGAGACAAAUACACUGUUUGUCAAGCAUGAUAAAUAAUUUUAAACACAAAGUACCAGCAUAAUAUAGCGUCACAGCAAUGAUAUACAUGAUAAUAAUAUUUUAUGCUGAAAUCCAAAUGUUAUGAUGUUUUAUAAUAUUAUUAAAAAAUGUAACUUUUGUUCUCGCCAUUAGAUGUUAAAAUUACGAAUUUCACAGGUAGUUCUAUAUAGUACAGAACUGCUUGCUAUUUAAAUGAAUUUAGUUGUUGCUAGCCUAAAGUAGAUAAUAUAUUAUGUUAAUGAU